AUGUCCCCCCCCGCAGCCCCGCCGGGGGUGCCGGGCGGGCGCGGCUCUAAGGGGCCCCCGGCGCGAAAGCUGCUCUGUAUGUGCAGCCUCUCCCUCUGCCUCACCUACCUGUGCUAUAGCCUCAUGGGGGGCACCGGCCCCGCCGCGCUGCGCUCCCCCGCCGCGCUGCCCGGCACGGCGGCCCCGCGCCCCCCCGGGGCCCUCCCUGGCACGGCGGCCCCGCGCCCCGCCGCCAGCGCCAGUCCCAGCCCCGCCGCCCCGGCCCCCUCCGCGGCACCGACUCGGGCCUCCAACGGCAGCCGGGAAGGGGUGGCGGGCGCCUGGCCGCAGUCGCCGCUGGCCCCCGGGGAGGUGAUCACGGCGCAGAGUGGAGCCUUCGAGAGGGACCCGCAGGAGUCGAGCACCACGGACGAGGAGCUGAGCCGGGCCGGCAGCCUCGGCAGCCGCGGUGGCGGCGGCAGUACGACUCCGGACUACGGGGAGAAGCGGUUGCCGCAAGCCCUCAUCAUCGGGGUCAAGAAGGGGGGGACGCGGGCGCUGUUAGAGGCAAUUCGGGCGCACCCCGACGUGCGUGCCGUGGGCACCGAGCCCCACUUCUUCGACAGGAACUACGAGAAGGGGCUGGAGUGGUACAGGAAUGUGAUGCCCAAGACGCUGGAGGGCCAGAUCACCAUGGAGAAGACCCCCAGCUACUUUGUGACCAACGAGGCUCCCAAGCGCAUUCACUCCAUGGCCAAGGACACAAAGCUGAUCGUGGUGGUGAGGAACCCGGUCACUAGGGCCAUCUCUGACUACACGCAGACGCUCUCCAAGAAGCCAGAGAUCCCCACCUUUGAGGUGCUGGCCUUCAAGAACCGGACCCUGGGGCUGAUUGAUGCCUCCUGGAGCGCAAUCCGCAUCGGGAUCUAUGCCCUGCACCUCGAGAACUGGCUCCAGUACUUCCCCCUCUCCCAAAUCCUUUUUGUCAGUGGUGAGAGGCUCAUCACUGACCCAGCAGGGGAGAUGGCCAAAGUUCAGGACUUCUUAGGCCUCAAGAGGAUUGUGACAGAGAAACAUUUUUAUUUUAAUAAAACCAAGGGAUUCCCCUGUCUAAAGAAGCCAGAGGACAGCAGUGCUCCCCGCUGCUUGGGCAAGUCCAAGGGUCGAACUCACCCCAAAAUAGACCCAGAUGUCAUCCACAGACUGCGGAAGUUUUACAAACCCUUCAAUGUCAUGUUCUACCAAAUGACAGGCCAGGAUUUCCAGUGGGAGCAGGAGGAAAGUGAUAAGUAG
Molecule: messenger RNA, 1272 nt
Organism: Indicator indicator
Lineage: Eukaryota; Metazoa; Chordata; Aves; Piciformes; Indicatoridae
Gene: HS3ST4
Product: heparan sulfate-glucosamine 3-sulfotransferase 4
Exons: 2
Coding region: 1-1272 (423 amino acids)
Molecular function (GO): [heparan sulfate]-glucosamine 3-sulfotransferase activity
Source: RefSeq, a predicted model, not a curated record